AUGACGGCUCUACCGAAUGCUCAAAUCACCAAGGGCGGCUGGAAAGCUCAAUGCAACGCCAGCGAACCCUUCGCCGAACCGCACAUCCCGCUCUUCAACGAGUUCGGCGCUCUCAGCGGACAGGCUCAAGCUUCGCUGAAGCAGGCCGCUGGAGUGCCGUGUGUCGAGCAUGACCGCAUUCGUCCUCGUCUACCGCACGCCUACAUCCCCGACGCGGUGGUGCACAAGCUCACCGAGGACGCUCUCCGCGGCGUCGUCCUCAAGCCGAUCUUCGACGCGCUGCUUGCAUUUGCAGGCAACCACUAUCGUCGUGAAGACCUCGUCAAGCUGAACGAGACGCACGCUGUGUCGCUUGCUGCCGAGGAAGCGGCGAACGAGUGGGCGAUCCUUGUGACGGUCGAAGAAUUGAGCAACCGGCUCAUCAGGCGCGCGAACUACCAGCAGAAGCGCGCAGGGAACGAGGCGUCGAUUGCAAUUGUACGGGAGAUUCAGGACAAGAUCAACGAGGUGAAGAGCUGGACGGAAGGACUCGUCAAUGCGGACUUCAUCUCGAUUACGCCGGCGACGAGCCGCGACGAGGACAGCGGCAAGAAGGCGACGGAUGGCGACGACGACGGACAGGGCAGGAAGAGGAGCAAGACGGCCUAG
This is a messenger RNA of Rhodotorula toruloides NP11, 648 nucleotides long. RefSeq lists its product as uncharacterized. Bases 1 to 648 code for a protein of 215 amino acids. Lineage: Eukaryota; Fungi; Basidiomycota; Microbotryomycetes; Sporidiobolales; Sporidiobolaceae. The record is from RefSeq and is a predicted model, not a curated record. The transcript has a single exon.